CUUACAUUCUUUUAUUUAUUGCAGAGCCGUAUUGGUUGGCGCAAAGAAGCAAAGCGUCUACUUCUCAUGAUGACUGAUCAAACUUCUCAUUUGGCUCUUGACAGUAAAUUAGCAGGGAUAGUAAUUCCAAAUGAUGGAAACUGCCAUUUGAAAGAGAACGUGUACGUCAAAGCAACCAGUAUGGAGCACCCAUCACUUGGCCAACUUUCUGAAAAGCUCAUAGACAACAAUAUUAAUGUAAUAUUUGCAGUCCGAGGAAGCCAAUAUCACUGGUAUAAGGAACUUUUGCCUCUGCUACCGGGAACUGUUGCAAAACAGAUAGAAUCAGAGGCAGCAAAUCUUGGGGAUUUGGUAAUAGAAGCUUACAAGAAGCUGCUCUCUGAAGUGAAAAUUCAGGUGGAUAACACCCUUGAAGAUAUACAUGUCAAAGUUACUGCAAUCUGUCCUGAUGGAAGUAGAAAAAUGGGUUCAGAGGGAUGCAAGAAUGUGAAAUCCUCAACUGAAGUGUUCUUUAAUAUUUCUAUUGCCAUGAAAGAAUGUGGUACAACUGACAGAAGAAACUAUGUGAUGCUAAAACCCCUUGGUUUCAAUGAGUCCUCCAGAAUUAACAUCCACAAAAGAUGUAUGUGUCAGUGUCAGGACGAUGCAAAACACAAAAAAAUCUGCAUCAAUGAAACACCUCAUGACAUUGAAGUAUCCACCUGCAAGGGGAGCAUAUGUGGUUCCAGUGAAAAAUUAUCUUUGGAACAGUGCAGGAUGCAACAGGACCAUCUUCUUUGCAGUGGCCAGGGAGAAUGUGUACAUGGGAAAUGCAUUUGCUAUAAAAACAAAUAUGGCACAGUAUAUGGUAAAUACUGUGAAAAAGAUGACUUUUCCUGCCCAUAUUACUUUGGAAACCUAUGUGCUGGCCAUGGAGAAUGUGAAGCUGGCAAAUGCACCUGCUUUGCGGGCUGGGAAGGUGAUCGCUGCCAGUGUUCCUUAUCCUUGCGAAAACACUGCAUGAACUCAAAUGGCCAAAUCUGCAGCGGAAGAGGAACUUGUGUAUGCGGGAAAUGCAAGUGUGCUGACCCCAGCAGUUUAGGUCGUUUGUGUGAAUUCUGCCCUACCUGUAGAAAAGUUUGCAGUGACAUGCGCAAUUGUGCACCCUGCCAAUACUUCAACUCAUCUCACAGUACACAUGAUCAGUGCAAAACCACUUGCACUUAUAGAAUGCAUUAUCUUGAAAGAUCAGAAUGCCUCUCCGAUGAUUCAAGUUAUUUCAGAAUAUUUUUCAUUAUUUUUAUAAUAACAUUUUUGAUUGGUUUGCUUAAAGUGUGCAUAAUCCGUCAGAUAAUUGUAUAUUGUAACCAUAGUAGAAUCAAGUCUUCAGCAGGUUAUAGAGUGCCUGCAGCCAAAAAGGAUAAGACAUUCUUGCCUACUGUGUGUACAAAAACAGUAACUUACCGGCGUGACAAGCCUGAAGAAAUAAACAUUGGCAAGAUGCAAGUAAAUGAGACAUUCAAAUGCAGCUCCUGAGGACAACUUCUUUCUUCAGAUCUUUUGUUUUCUCGGUUGAGAGUUGUUGCUGUUUUUUUAAAAAUAUAUUGUCUAAUGCUGUGGGUAUUUACAAUUUUGAACACUGUAAUAAAAAAAAACUGACUCGGAGUCCUAGUUGCACACCAUGCCUAGGUUUCAGAAAGAGCUGCUUGUUUAAAACAAAAACAAAUGUGCAUUAACUACUGUUUAAUGUGAUUAAAUUACUGGUUGCAGCUAAGAUGUAUUUGGAUUAGGAGCCAAUUGAAUCCCAUUUGGUAGUGAUAGGAUAAAAUUGGUUUAAAUGGAAAUGUUUUGGAAUGGGUGGAUUUUAUAUCGGUUUGCAAGGCCGUUCUGUGUUGUAGCACUUUAACAUGAUGUAACUUAUUUAGUUGUGUCACAGAAUGUUAAUUGAAACUGGUAUGGCAAAAAUGCACUGUUCUCACUUUAGAGGUAGCUAACACAGAUGGGGAUUAUAAUCAGAAACUCUCAAAUCUCAUUUAGAAAACCGUAACCGACAGAAAUCAAGAAAUCAGCUACCCACACAUAUUCCUAUUCUGAGCACUGGGGACAGAGGGGAAGCAAAAAAUACAGGAGCUGAUGGGCCUGUAGAGAGAAAACAAAAGGAAUUUUAAAAACUCUGUUAGAAGGGUACGGUUACUCCUUACUUCCCCAACUUCAGCAGAUCACAAACCCAGAAUUUCUAAUUGCACUAGUUUAGAAGAAAGUGGAGAAAUGCACUUUCAUCCAGCUUGCUCAAAAUAUAUGGAGGCAACAGUCCCAGACAUCUUUUAUAUGGUAGCAAUGCCUGUAGAACAUAUUUCCAUGGAAAUAUUGUCUGCAAAUGUUCAGAAGCUGUUGGAGGAACCUAUUCUUCCUGGCAGCUGAGUGUAUCUUAGGAGGGAAAACCACUUCCCCAAGCAAGGGUGUCUACAGAGUGUGGUCAAAAAAGUCAAAAUGGUGGCCUUAGUGGUGUGAUAAAAGCUUUGCCUGGUUUUUAUGUAUAUCAAGCACCCUUGCAGCUGCCAUCUUUACCUUUCUGUCCAUAGUCUGUGAAUACCCUGUUUCUAAGUGAAGCGGCAACUUCUAUGAGUCAGGAAACUGAUCACUACAUACUGUUCACUAUUUACUUUGUUAAAUAUUUGCAUCUAGUUUGCUACAAAGUCUUCCUAAAAUUGGAUAGAUUUUUUUCUGUAAAGAUAUGAGUAAACAUAAUGGACCUUUUAAAUUAAAGUGUUAUAGUCAAAUAUAGGGAAUUCUUCAUUUGUUAUACAAAAAAUAUGGUAAAGCAUUCAGUUGGAGUAAUUUUCUAUUGUUCAGAAAAGUUCUGUUACUUCAGAAAAAAAUUCUAUUAGUUCAGAAAAUAUGAGGUGGCAAACUGGCCAGAUCAGAAUGAUCUAGAUCACCACUCUAAUACUAUGAUCCAAAUUAAAGUUACUUGACUAAAUUAAGAAUUAAUAUAUUUAAACCCCAAAUUUUAUCUGAAAGCAAGUCCAACUGAAUUCAGCAGGAGGACUUACUUUUUCGGGUAGGCAUGUAUAAGAUAAUAUUUGAGACUUGGUCAUACGUGAACUUCACACCCUAAUACUAUGUUGUUGGAAUUUCUAUGUGCAAGCCCUCAUAUAUUGAUACAAAUUCCCAGGACAGUUUGAAUGUCCGAAACUCUGCAAAGUGAUCCCAUGGAUUUUUUACGUUUGAUUUUUAACAGAACUAAGAAUUUGGACAUAUGCUCUACUAAGGCUUAAACUGCACAACUGUAGCACAGUUUCUAUUACUGGAAAAAUAUAUAUUUGUGCUUUUAUUUGGAUUGUCCUCAUGCCCCAGUUUUGCACACUCAUAAAAAGGUACUAAGUGUUAAAAUAUUUAAGUUGUAUGCCAGUAGAACAGUAUAAUAUCUAGAAUUUCUGAUCAGGCCUUUCUAUUUUUUGCCAUGUCAGGUUUGAUUUCAUAUCCAGAUAUAGCUAAAAUAGACCUAACAAAAUGUAUAUUUUGUAGUGUUUCCUGAUGCUUUUGUAUAAUGUGUACUGUUGUGUUUUCCUUUUUUUAACCAAAAAAGGAUGGAUCUGUCAUGUUUUUGUGGAUUUAGAUUUUACCACGUAGAUUCUUUCUAGGAAAGAAAUAUUCAGAGAAUAAUUAUAUCAUGUUAAUAAUUUUUUAAAAUUGAAUUCCCUAUUCUAUGAAGUAUUUUGUAGUGUACAUGACUAACUCUUUUAUUUCUGUUUAUUUAUUGAUUUGUCACUUUAGCAUAUUGUGAGAAAGUCUAUUUUUCUAUGAGAGCUAUAAUAAUUGACAUUAAAUUAAUACUAAAUUACCCAGUCUCAAACAA
Molecule: messenger RNA, 3838 nt
Organism: Python bivittatus (Burmese python)
Lineage: Eukaryota; Metazoa; Chordata; Lepidosauria; Squamata; Pythonidae
Source: RefSeq, a predicted model, not a curated record